Messenger RNA from Zingiber officinale, 2795 nucleotides. Its product is annotated as adenine nucleotide transporter BT1, chloroplastic/mitochondrial-like. The record is from RefSeq and is a predicted model, not a curated record. The coding region runs from base 366 to 1529 and encodes 387 amino acids. Gene Ontology annotation, biological process: transmembrane transport. Lineage: Eukaryota; Viridiplantae; Streptophyta; Magnoliopsida; Zingiberales; Zingiberaceae. The transcript has 4 exons.
CAGGUUGCGUUUGGUGCUCUGCCUUUUUUUUUUAUUCCGUCUCUCGCCCGCCGCCCCUUCUUCGCUUCUAUCGCUCGCCAACCCACCGCGAGAUCGACGAGGGAGACUCGGAUUAGGUCGCCCGGGGAAGUGCUCGCGCUGAUUUCGGAUCGGCCAGUUCAAAAAAAAAUUUCGCUGGAAAAACUCAGAAUCUGCUGAAGAAAAGUUCUUCCCUUGAUUUCUUUCUCAUAUUUGGUAAAAAGAUUUGAAUUUGCUGCAUUCGCUGCCUCAUUGUGUCCCCUAUCUAUAAGAGCCCAAGAGCGAUGAUUUUGAAAGUUGUAAUAUUCUGAAUCACAACGGGAACUUGGAGUUCUGCUGUGAUAACAAUGGCAGAUAAGAGAUUGCAAGCGGUUGAGAAGAAUAGUGGCUGGCUUCUUCAACCAUUCCCAGAACUGGGUUUCUCAUGGAAUAUUCAUGACGGUUUGUUGCCCUCCGGUGGCUUGUUUGCGAGUGUUGGUCAGGUGGGAGUUGGGCUUGGGGUUUCUUCAAAAUCUCCUAGUGUGACACCUGAGGCAGGUUAUCAGGUUGUUGGGACUCCCGCUGAGUCCACCGGGGAUGUGACCAGUUAUGUGGAAGAAGCUUUGGUUAAAAAGAAGAAAAACAUACUGCAAGUAAGAAUUAAGGUCAGGAAUCCUCAUUUGAGAAGAUUGCUCAGUGGAGGAAUUGCUGGUGCAGUGUCGCGGACUUGUGUCGCACCUCUGGAAACAAUUAGGACACAUCUUAUGGUUGGGAGCAAUGGGAACUCAACGACAGAAGUUUUCCAGACUAUUAUGAAGACAGAGGGGUGGACGGGCCUCUUUCGUGGUAAUUUUGUCAAUGUCAUCCGUGUUGCCCCCAGCAAGGCCAUUGAGUUAUUCGCUUUCGAUACAGCCAAGAAGGUUUUGACUCCCAAGGAAGGCGAACAACCAAAGAUUCCGAUUCCCCCCUCAUUGGUUGCUGGGGCAUUUGCUGGAGUCAGCUCAACCCUAUGCACGUAUCCUUUAGAACUACUAAAGACGCGACUAACCAUACAGAGAGACGUUUACGACAAUCUUCUGCACGCAUUUGUGAAAAUUGUUCGAGAGGAAGGUCCCGCAGAGCUCUUUAGAGGUCUCACUCCGAGCCUCAUAGGAGUCGUGCCAUAUGCCGCCACCAAUUACUUUGCUUACGACUCCUUAAAGAAACUUUACAGGAAGACCUUCAAAAAAGAUGAAAUAGGAAACAUCGCCACCCUUCUGAUCGGUUCGGCCUCCGGUGCUAUUUCGAGCAGUGCUACAUUUCCUCUUGAAGUUGCACGGAAGCAUAUGCAGGUCGGAGCUGUCGGAGGUAGGCAGGUCUACAAGAAUAUGCUUCACGCUCUUCUGAGCAUACUGGAACAGGAGGGAAUCGGGGGGCUUUACAAAGGUCUGGGGCCAAGUUGUAUGAAGCUGGUACCGGCCGCCGGGAUCUCAUUCAUGUGCUAUGAGGCUUGCAAGAAGAUCUUAAUCGAUGAGAAUGAGAAGACACUCUAGCGUGAGAUUUAAGCUUCUCUUUCGGUUCCACAAUUUUUAUCUCAAACUGGAGCUGUUUGAGAUUUAGAUACUUAAAUGGAGGCAGCAGCACCAUUUUUCCCCUUCAAAUUUUCUUUUCAUUUUUCUUUUUUACUAUUAUUUUUUUACCUUGUGAUCCAUUGAAUGGAUCAAAAUUAUCUUGUUGUCUGCUAAACUAUGAUAUAAAGAUUGUGGCAAACGAGUUCUACUAUUGUCUUAUCAUUUCGGGUUGAUUUAUAUGAUGAAAAGAAUUUAGAGAUCAUUUUUGACAGGCAAGUUCCCUUCAAAAUAAGCUACAGUAGGUUUGAAUGUCAAGUUCUUUUUUCCAUGUGGAUCAGGACUUGUCUUUCUACUGCUAAACUAACUUAUUUAAUGCUGUUGACUUGGAGACAUUAGCGAGCUGUUGACUGUUUUUUGUUACUCACAGCAGUCGCAGACUCGCAGGCUUAAUUUGGGAAGAAGUCUCUAUGCGGCCCAAUUAUACGACGUGAGAAGAGACUCGGUUUAAUCAGCUGGUUGUGGCAACUAUAAUAAAGCCGUGGUUUAUUUUAUUUAUUUAUUUAUUUUAUCUCUCUAUAUAUCUAUGAUAUCUAUUGAGAACAGGAUAAUAAAUCACAUCAUUGCAAUGGGGAGCAAGAGCAUAUCAGCAGCCUUCUUUUAUUUCUUCCUCCUCUUUCUUUUUGCGUCACUACCAUGCUGGAAACCGGCCGCCGCCGCCACUUCUCCCGAGCGAUGGGCGGCGGGCUGUAACGAGAUAGAGGGUGGUGGUCGCCGAUGCAGAUUAGUGGAAGAGGAGAGGAAGGACUUGGAGGAGUUUCAGUUCGAUUCAGAGAUCAACAGAAGACUCCUCGCCGGAAGUGGCUCCUCCGAUGUCGUCCAUCAAGCUCUGGAUGCAAGUCAGGUGCCCUGUCAAACUAAACGCGGCAGUCCGUCCCAGUGUGGUGCGAAGUCCGGCAACACAAACAGACGAGGUUGUAGUGACUCUUUCUAUUGUCGAACUCCUCCUCCAUGAAUAAUUGAUCAAGAACCCCCGCUGCCGUUAAUUAUCAUCCAUGAAUAAUUUAAUUUACCUGCAUGUGUGAUUGUGUGCGUGUCUUAAUUCUAAGACGUUCUUGAAACUAAACUAUUCUAGGUGUUGUGUCGUGCCGUGUUGAUCCGAGCGAAAGAAUGUGUGUUUCUAUUCUAUUUUGCUGUUGUAUUUAUUUUUCAUGGCUAUGAUCUGAGCGAAACAACGCUAGCUUUUCGAUA